This is a messenger RNA of Cololabis saira (Pacific saury), 3105 nucleotides long. RefSeq names its product ubiquitin-conjugating enzyme E2, J2 (UBC6 homolog, yeast) (gene ube2j2). NCBI's taxonomy places the organism in Eukaryota, Metazoa, Chordata, Actinopteri, Beloniformes, Belonidae. The transcript has 7 exons. The record is from RefSeq and is a predicted model, not a curated record. Bases 136 to 921 code for a protein of 261 amino acids.
ACCGGAAGUGAAACUGGCUCCAACGUUAGCUUCGUCGGUGUCGCCGUCUCGUCGCUUUCGGGUUUGACAGCAUAAGCAGAAACCUUAUUCCGCGUCCAGCCACAGGUUAUUGUUUCCCCGGUGGUUACUGGAGAGAUGAACAACGCAGGGAAUAAGAGAGCUCCAACUACAGCCACUCAGCGACUUAAGCAGGAUUACCUUAGGAUAAAGAAAGACCCAGUGCCUUACAUCUGUGCAGAACCUUUACCCUCCAACAUCCUAGAAUGGCACUAUGUAGUUAGAGGACCUGAGAAAACGCCAUAUGAAGGGGGAUAUUAUCAUGGAAAACUCAUAUUUCCUCGCGAAUUUCCCUUUAAACCUCCGAGUAUCUACAUGAUAACACCAAAUGGGAGAUUCAAGUGCAAUACAAGGUUAUGUUUGUCCAUCACAGACUUCCAUCCAGAUACAUGGAACCCGGCUUGGUCUGUGUCCACGAUCCUAACGGGUUUGCUCAGCUUCAUGGUGGAGAAAGGACCAACCCUCGGAAGUAUUGAGACUUCAGACUACACAAAAAGACAGCUCUCAGCCCAAAGUCUGGCCUUCAACCUCAAAGACAAAGUGUUCUGUGAGCUGUUUCCUGAUGUUGUCAGUGAGAUAAAACAAAAACAGAAGGUCCAGGAAGAGUUAAGUGCCCGCUCUCAGCCCCUCCCCCUACCUGAUGUGGUACCUGACGGUGACCCUCAGCACGCCCAUUAUGGCAUGCCAGCACUUAAUGGAGGACCAGCCCCAGUUGGGGGGGCCAACCCUGCUCCUGGCCUGCAGCAGGCCAAUCGCAACCAUGGACUUCUAGGUGGUGCUUUAGCCAACCUGUUCGUCAUUGUAGGCUUUGCAGCAUUCGCCUACACAGUCAAGUACGUUUUGCGGAGCAUAGCCCAGGAGUGAGAGGUGGAUCGCCCCCCCCCCCCCCCUUCUUCAGACGAGCCACUUAAUGGAGUCUAAACUUUACAAAGAAACUACAUGGGGGAAGGAUGUUCAGUCCCGGGUUAAAUCCCUCCACAGCCACCACAACGACCUUCCCCACUAUGGACUUUGGAAGACAUAAACUCAAAGCCCACCCACCCAAGAAAGACUCAGAGCAGGAGUUGGGGAAGUGGAAGGGAGUCGGUGUCAUCAGGGUGUUGGCGGGAUUUAUUAAAGUGGUUGUGAUCAGUGUGCUUCAGUGGUUUAUAUCAGUCCCAGGAACUAACUUGGCUCAUGGGUUGUGGAAAAAGUGUUGAACGCCCCUCUGUCAGAUCUUGCCACUCAUCAGCCAUCUUGAAAACACACUUGGAGGUUUAACAAAGACAGGUCCCUCUUUGACAGAAAAAAGCUGAGAACCACACUUGCAGUUUUAAUGGUACAUGGGGGAAAAACACACAAAAAAAGCCAUAUAAUUGUUAGUCAAACCAGAUUAAAAAAAUAGGCUUUUGAAUUUUGGUGAAUUUGCCCUAAAAUAAGGUUUAAAAAGCUUUAUCUUCUCUAUUGUACUUCUGCUAAGAAAGGGCAAGUUGUAACUUGUCCAGAAUGAACAUUUAUAAAGUGGUCACUACCAAAAGUGCAGCAACGUCACCCUGUACCUAAAAACAAUGUUUCUGACUGUAGUCCACCUGCCACCUCAGUCACAACUGCUGAGAACAUGCCAUGUAUGAACUGUUGUGUCUAGCGUUUAGAAACUCACGUAAAUGUCUGUUUGGAAUUUUUAAAUUUCAGGUCUUUAUAAUUGGAAACUUUCAAUUAAGCCAGUGAAAUUCUUCUGCAAGGAGUUUAUCCUGAAAUACUGUGGAAAUGACGUCACUAAGACCUAAGUUCCCCCACAGUGACAGAAGGUUGUGCUGUUUCAAACGCUUCUUUGAAGCUCUUCCAUCUCUUAUCAUUUAAUCUUGGGCUCUUUAGUUAUACAUAUCACUCAUCAGGAAAUGUAUUCACCUAUAUUUUGAGGUUUUUUUUUAUUUUUUAGAGCAAGAAAAAGGCUUUGAUUGCAUCAGGUUUCAUUUGACUGCAACUGUAGAUCAAGAGGUUUUGAUUUUUCUUUUUUGUUUUUUUUUCCUCUCCCAAGUGAUAUUUUUCCAGCUUUUCUUAAUCAUAUGUACAGCAGGCAGAAAUGAUAGCCUUCUGAAACCUGAAGGACCUCUUCAACAGUGUGUAAAAAAUGUAUGUUGCACCAGUCAGAUUGUUUUGAUUGAUUUAAAAAAAUAAUAAAGUUUUCAAGAAUUUCAAGAAGGCAGUGAACUGAAAGUGAUCAAAAGCAAAAGCAAGGCAUGUAUAUAAAGAUUAAAAUCAAGACAGCGAUGUGGCAAAACAGGGCCUUGUGCUUUCAUGCUCUAUAAAACAGCAUAAAUACAGCGGUGGCACGCAUCCUUGACAGAGAUACAGCUACAUCUGUCAAAGCCUGAUGAGUCCUGAUGUUCUCUCCAGUCAACCCAUGAGCCAAACCGUGUCUGCACAGUGGAGAACUGAGACCAGUACCUUUCCAAAUUGGCUUAGUUGACCAGAAUAGCCCCAGUCCGUCUAGAUCCAAAUGAGACACGUGAAGAGAGCCAUCAUUUUUAUUUCUGUACAUUAGAUUUUGAUAUUUUUUUUUUCUUUUGCAUUUUGGUUCUCAUUAUUUAUAUAAAUGACUGGCUGGGCUAGUGUUUCUCAAGCAGCGUAGUGCAGACCAACACAGGCAGUGGCCCUGACUCGCGUUAAUUGCUGAUAAUUUACUAUUGUGCAUUAAAUUUAGGAGAAGUGGUUCUACUGUGUAUGUAAUGUUUCAGCUGAGAAAUUGCCUGAAAGCAUAAGAUUCCCAUGUCUGUUGCUCCUUCUUUCUUUGUCUUGGUACCAUCUCAAGAGGGAAAAAACCAUCAAAGACCAAAUUGAUUCCAAGGGGAGUGCAUUUGUGUAGUUAUUACAGCAGAUGCCCAAAAUUCAGUGCUUCAAAUAAUCUCGUGUGACAUUGUAUCUUUUCAUAUUAAAUGCAAAUAAAUUACCCUGCUUGGCAGGGCAUUUAAUAAAUCUGUGAAUGAGUUGGCUGAAAUGGUUGUGGACAGUACUCGAGUUGAGGGGGGAUGAGGGGGGACGGCAUCCCCCCUGAAAUAAAAACGGUCC